AUGGCCGUCGCGCCCCUGCAGGUACGCCAAAGCUACCACCCUGAUUGUGAGGCCGGUGUCAACAGCUUGAUCACCUUGGAGCUGUAUGCCUCCUAUGUGCACCUUUCCAUGGCUGCCUAUUUCGACCGGGACAACGUGGCCCUAAAGCACUUCGCCCGCUUCUUCCAGCAGCGGUCAAAUAAGGAGAGGGAGCUGGCUGAGACCCUGAUGGAGCUGCAGAAUCAGCGUGGGGGUCGUGUCUACCUUCGGGAUGUCAGAAAGGCUGACCGUGAUGACUGGGAGGGCGGUCUGCAGGCCAUGGAGUGUGCCCUCCAUUUAGAAAAAAGUGUGAACCAGACCCUCCUUAACCUGCACCAUCUGGCCACCGAGAAAGGUGAUGCACAGCUCUGCAGCUUCCUAGAGAUCCACUUUCUGCAUGACGAAGCGAAGACCCUGAAGGAGCUGGGUGGCUACCUCACCAACCUGCGCAAGCUGGGGGCCCCGGAAGCCGGCCUGGCUGAAUACCUUCUUGACAAGCUCACCCUGGGCGGCAACGACAAGAAGUGA
This is a messenger RNA of Nycticebus coucang (slow loris), 546 nucleotides long. RefSeq names its product ferritin heavy chain-like. Gene Ontology annotation, cellular component: cytoplasm. The transcript has a single exon. The coding region runs from base 1 to 546 and encodes 181 amino acids. Gene Ontology annotation, biological process: iron ion transport; intracellular iron ion homeostasis. NCBI's taxonomy places the organism in Eukaryota, Metazoa, Chordata, Mammalia, Primates, Lorisidae. The record is from RefSeq and is a predicted model, not a curated record. Gene Ontology annotation, molecular function: ferrous iron binding; ferric iron binding.